UCUAAAAGUAAAAGUGAAGUGAAAAGUAAUAAAGUUGAAGAGAGAUAGAUAGAGAGAGAGAGAGAGAGAGAGAAAUAAUUAAAUAGAGUCGCCGUAAUCGGAGGGCUCGCGGUAUAAUUGUUGAUUUUGAGAAAAUUGAUAAAAUUUGAAUCAGCACGCGUAAUAUAAAUAAGUUAAAAUGGUGCCGCAACAGCAGGACAGCCCCUCAAGCUCGGGGAUUCCCCUGUUCGGAUCGCAGCUUGUGGAUAAAAAUUCGCCGACACCUUACUCGGACGCUACUCAGACUAAAAAGAACAACCCAAACCACAUAAAGCGUCCGAUGAACGCGUUCAUGGUGUGGUCGCAGAUCGAGCGUAGAAAAAUCUGCGAAGUACAACCGGACAUGCACAAUGCGGAGAUAAGCAAGAGGUUGGGUAGACGUUGGAAGACGUUGGACGAGGCGCAGAGGAAGCCGUUCAUAGAGGAGGCUGAGAGGCUCCGUCAGCUCCAUAUAGUGGAGUAUCCCGACUACAAGUACAGGCCACGAAAAAAAACGACGAAACCAACGCCGUCGCCGAAGGCCAAAGACGCGCCUAAAAAGACAUCGAAGAAACAGCAGCAACAACAACAGUCGGCGACGUCGACGGUGACGAGGAUCCAGCACAAGAACGACUCCAACAACAACAACAGCAACAGCAACAGCCUUCAGACACCUGUAAAGAGGCUCCAGUCGACGCCGACAACCAGUCCUCUCUCGAGGCUAAAGGCCAGACUGGCCCUGGACAAACGGGCCUCAACUUACACGCCGACACCCCCGACAAUAACGGCCAAGGUGCCGAACAGUCCGUCUUGCGACACGCGGUUCCCGGACUCUCCUGAGUCAGCGAGCUUCUACGAGGAUGCUUACACCGAUUGCACGACCGUCUCUGCGACGUCGACGAAGGUGAAACGGGAAGUCGACAUUAAGCAGGAGGUCGUCGAGCUUCCAGAGUUCACAUGCGGUGCGGAGACCAUUCUGUCAUCGAGCCCGAUAAGGCCAUUCUCGGAGAUAAGGAAUUACGCGAGGAACUCCCUGCUCUCGAGUUCAUCCUCGUCAUCGUCGUCCUCGUCCUCAUCGACAUCAUCGACAUCCUGCAAAGGGUUCCCCGUGAAGGAGGAACCCGUCGAGAGUGCGGCGACCGCAACGAGCACCGGGUCAACGACGACGGGAUGCUCGGCUUCGACGCCAGUUGUUAAAAUGGAGGAAAGCACGAAUCCCCUUGCCGACCUCGACUGUCUAACCGAUCUCUUCCAAAUUCAACCCUCUGACUUCAAGCUCGAUCUUGACAUCGAUACCAUAGCCACGGAUCUCGACUCGUUUGAAAUCCACAGCUCGAGCAGCGGGUCGCACUUUGAAUUCUCAUGCACACCCGACGUUACGGACAUGCUUUCCGACAUCGGUGUCGACAAUGAGUGGGUCUCGUACUGAUCGGGAGGCUUCUCCAUUUUCAUACGAUUAUCAUUAUUAUUAUUAU
Messenger RNA from Diprion similis, 1493 nucleotides. RefSeq names its product putative transcription factor SOX-14. Lineage: Eukaryota; Metazoa; Arthropoda; Insecta; Hymenoptera; Diprionidae. Gene Ontology annotation, biological process: cell differentiation; regulation of DNA-templated transcription; anatomical structure morphogenesis. The record is from RefSeq and is a predicted model, not a curated record. Gene Ontology annotation, molecular function: DNA-binding transcription factor activity, RNA polymerase II-specific; RNA polymerase II cis-regulatory region sequence-specific DNA binding. The coding region runs from base 179 to 1447 and encodes 422 amino acids. The transcript is spliced from 2 exons.